Molecule: messenger RNA, 879 nt
Organism: Pyrenophora tritici-repentis Pt-1C-BFP
Lineage: Eukaryota; Fungi; Ascomycota; Dothideomycetes; Pleosporales; Pleosporaceae
Source: RefSeq, a predicted model, not a curated record
AUGAAGUUCUCAACGGCACUGACAGUGGCUGCUUCGCUGGUUGCGACUACGACUGCACAUGGAGGCGUUGACCAGUACAUAGUCGGAGACACAACGUAUCCAGGAUGGUCACCAUACAACUCACCGGGUAGUCAAAAGAGUAUCCAACGACAAUACUCAUCGUAUGACCCCUUGGUCAUCAAGGAUCUUACAACUGAAAACAUUCGAUGCAACAACAAAGGCGCUCUUGGUACUGGUUUGACAGGUACCAUAGCCGCAGGAGCUGUUCUCAAGACACACUGGAAGCAAUGGACCCAUAGACCAACCUCCUUCCUGGUAUACAUGGCAAAGUGCCCUGGUAAAUGUGACAGCUUUGACGGGUCCGGCAAGGUCUGGUUCAAGAUCUUCGAGCAAGGUCUGAUAUCCGGCACUGAGAACGCUGGCAUCUGGGCCGGCGAUGCCAUCCUCGACACUCUCUACGCCAGCAUCACUAUUCCCGCCUCUCUCGCACCAGGUGACUACCUAAUCCGCCACGAGCUCAUCGCUGUACAUCAAGCAAACAACCCACAGUUCUACCCCGAAUGCGCCCAAUUCACCGUCACAGGCUCCGGCACCGCCUCCCCUCCUUCCUCCGCCCUUGUAUCCUUCCCCGGCGCAUACAGCAGCACAGACCCCGGUAUCGCAUUCAAUAUCGACUCUGAUGCUGCGAAGAAGGCUACGUCGUACCCCAUACCCGGUCCUGCUGUUUGGAACGGAGCUGGCGGUGGCGCGAGUGGUCCGGCUACGUCUUCCUGCGUCACCUGUGCCAUCGGCGGCGCCGACUACUGCCCCAUCGUGCGAAGUGGCAAGGUAUGGACAGUGUGGUGGGAAAGGGUUUGGAGGCUGCACAACAUGUGCUAA